Messenger RNA from Hylaeus anthracinus, 1401 nucleotides. RefSeq lists its product as uncharacterized. Bases 1 to 1401 code for a protein of 466 amino acids. The record is from RefSeq and is a predicted model, not a curated record. NCBI's taxonomy places the organism in Eukaryota, Metazoa, Arthropoda, Insecta, Hymenoptera, Colletidae. The transcript is spliced from 8 exons.
AUGUCACGAAAGCUUUCGUUUUCGAGGAUAGAUCAGUGUGUUGCGAUGCAUCGAACGAAUCAAAAUCCACCAAAUCACUCCACAAGUACAACUCAAAGUAGGCAAAGAAGAUUGAAAGAAACUGUAACAAAAUAUACGAGACCUUUUCUCAUUAUCUUAAUUUUUAAAAGGAAAGAAAGAAUCUCUAACUGUGGGAACCGUAAUGUGUCCGACGAAUCCAGUGUCAGUACUUUAGAUUUACAAAGGCUGUGUGCUACUACCAGCAAUAAACAAGAUUCGAGUGAAUCCACUUCGACUAUCGAAAGUCUUCAAAAGCCACGCACCAAACUCGUACGUAGCGAAAAGUGCAAGAAAGACAUCAGCAUUUGGAAUCAACUGAUACGUCUGAAAACUUUCGAUUGCAUUAGCCGAGAAAACCUAAUCAAUCGUCUUGCCCAGCUCAUCUAUAAACAGAAUAGUUUGGAAUCUAUUUGUCUGGAGGGUCUGUCGUUAACGCCGAACGAAGGUAUACGGUUGUUAUUGGCAUUGUACAACUCUCGUGAAACAGUGAAAUACGUGUAUUGUUGGCGGGCAUUCGAGAAAAUGGUAAGCAUUUCAAUGGACGGUGAUCAUCGUGUUGGAUCAAGAUUUUAUGCGGAUAAAAAGAUCGAGAAAUGCGACUGGUUCCGCGCGAUUGGCUGCUUGGAGUGUCUCACCACCUUGUCUAUAAAUUAUGCGUAUAUAGCAACACCCACGGGAGAUCUACUUAUCAAUCUCGCCAAGAAACUUCAACGAAAUUGGCAAUGGUUGCAAUUGCUUUGUUUAGAGGAAGAAAUUCCGCAAAAGACUGUAUCUGGAAAUAGGGGAGUAGUCUUAAUACCCGACAAAGCUUGGAGGAAAGCUCACAUUUUAUCGCCGGCAUUAAAAAUACAAUAUGCAAUCAUUGGAAUACCAGAAUACGAUAAUCACAAAAAGUUUUUCACAAAAAACACCCAAAUACAUACAUUUGCAUUAUCUACAUGUGUUGAUCUAAGAUUUCGUCAACCCUGGUUUCUGGAUUGCACGAUCAAAACACUUUGUUCGUGGUAUUCGAGUUCUCUAGUAUAUUUAUGUCUACAAUUGUGGCACAAUCGCGAGAACUUGGAUAAUCAAUUAAGAAAGCUGUUUCUUGAUUUACCGUCGCUUCGAGUUUUCGAAUUUAUCGGUGAAAUUCGAAUGUUAAAAACAUUGUGUGCUAUGUGCUGUCAGAUACGAUCCGGCAGUUGCAAUGUUUGUCGGGUCAAUAUGCAACUUCAAGAAAUUAUACACGAUGACAUAGACAAAGAAAAAUGGAUGAAGGGUAUAAAGUGUUUGAUGGUUUGUUUUAAACAUGAUUUUGACAUAAUGAACGUUAAAUUUGACAUUAGCUUUUAUAGGUUUUGA